CUCUGUCCCAUAUAGAAUGGAUUUAUGAACCUUUUUCUUUUUUUUUUUAAAUACACACACAAAUGUCACAAUUAUCACAAUAUCUAUUGGAAUCCGAUAUUAACUUUUAUCGUGAUUAUGCAAUUACACUUAUUAAACACAAUCCGGCCUCUUUUGAUUUAGACGAGUUUGAGUCGAUUCUCUAUGAGAACGAGUCCGUACCGAAAGACCGUACGAUCCAGCAAGCGUUUCAUGAUUUUGAAAACGAUAAAAAGUCACAGUAUGAAUUAAAUCCAAGGUUUGGUCGAUAUGUUUGGGACAUCAGUGACCAAUGGUAUCAGAAAUGGAAUGUGGUAUUCUCAGUUGAGCAUAUGUGGAACUGGUUGGAGCACGGGGUCACACGUUCGUCGGCGCAACAAUUAAUCACGACCGAUCAUGUAUUUGACACCACCCAUAUUCAACCUUGGCUCAAUCGCAUCAUUGUCAGGUAUAACGUGCAUCCAGAUCAUCAAAACUUGUUACAAGAUAUCUGCAGAUACAUUGGUGAUUGGCACCAAACAAAUCGUACAUUGACCCUCAAGGGUACCUUUCGAUUAAACACCAUACCUUUAUUUCCGCCCAAUUGGUUUAAAAAUAAGUCGAGACAAAACAGUAAUAAUUUCGAAGGUCUAGCUCCUUCUUAUCUCGUCAAUUUUGUACCCCCAUAUGCUCUUCAUGACUCCCAAAUACCAGAGAGAUGGAACCAAGUCUUUCUUAAAGGCAUCACCGUCGAUCCCGAUCACAAGUUCAACUUGGAUCCCAUCUUGAUCGCCUCCGCUAUCCCAAUCCUCGGUUUAACAGUUCAUUACGACGAAGCAUCAGGCUACAGUAAAUUAAUGCUGGUGAUGACCAAGGCAAAAUUUGGUAAUUUAGAAGACCAUAUCGAAAAGGACACGCCCAUCGACUACUACAAACCAUGUCAAUUAGCCCUGAGUCUCACUAAAGAUAUCAAGGAUUUGCAUUGGAAUUAUAUUCAUGGUAAUAUUCACCCACGAAAUAUCUUGUUAAACAAUGCAGAUUAUGUUGGUGAAUUAGUGGAUAUCACCUUUAUGCAUCGAAACAAUGAUCAACAACCCAACACAGAUAUGAAGUGGGCGGGCCGAUGGCCUUAUGUUGCGCCCGAAGUUGUUUCCACGGGUCUAAGUACCUCAGCUGAUAUGUAUGCACUGGGUAUUGUUCUAUGGCAAUUGAUCUCGAGGGUGACAUUUCCUAGUGAUGCACUUGUUGAUCCGUGUGUGUAUCGUAUUGAACCUAUACCGGGCGUAUUGAAAGAAUGGGAAGAUAUCUAUGUGGAUUGCCUUCAUUCGGAUCCGACAAAACGACCGAACGCGUACACGAUCCAUCGACGACUGACGCAUCUGUGUCAUACGUUGCGUACAAAGCGAGUCCCAUUAGGGCAGAGGACACUGGGUUACAUCAAGGAAAGAAGAAACGAAGUGGAUCAAUUCUUGUUCAAUUAUAGAAAAUCCACACCGCAAUUACUACAAUCGGACGAUGAUGAUGCUGCUUCCACUUGUUCUACUACUUCCUCCAAUACCAUGACAACGUUAUGUCAGGUAGGAAAUCAUGUCUUGACCGCUUCCGUCACUCGUCCAUCCCAUCAACGUCUAAAAAGUUAUCCCAAUUUACUCCAAAGUUUUCCUCCUUGUCUGUAACAAAAAAAAAAAAAAAAAUACAAACUAGGCAAACCCCUUUCCUUCUUUUUUUCUUUUUUUUUUUUGCAUUCUCUCUCAAUCCCCCCAUUUAAAUGUAGUAUAAUAAUUAGUAAUAUAUCCCAUUAGCGUUGUUUUUAUAUAUAUAUAUAAAAAAAAAAAAACUGUAUCAGG
Molecule: messenger RNA, 1844 nt
Organism: Mucor mucedo
Lineage: Eukaryota; Fungi; Mucoromycota; Mucoromycetes; Mucorales; Mucoraceae
Product: kinase-like domain-containing protein
Exons: 3
Coding region: 63-1673 (536 amino acids)
Biological process (GO): protein phosphorylation
Molecular function (GO): protein kinase activity; ATP binding
Source: RefSeq, a predicted model, not a curated record